CAAGGAGGGUUACACAUUCGUUACGCGGGAUGUCCGCCGCGAGGAGGGAGUGAGUAACGAUGAAUUCAUAAAAGCUGCUUAGCUGUAUAAGAGGCCCACCCCCACCUUCUCCAGCCCUAUCGUUGCGACUCUCAUCACAAGUCACAACACCGCCUUGUUUCUGUCGUCCCACUCCAAUUCAAAUCCAUGGCCGACCUCCAAACUAAGCCCGAACCCGCCUCUGCUUCCCUCGAUGCCAAGCCCCUCGGCCCCCCUCUCGCCGAGGUUCCGCCGCCCGACGUCGCCGUUGAUUCCAAGACUCUUGCCGUUGUUCCCAGGCCGGCAGAACCUGCAAAGAAGCAAGGAGGAUCCAUUGACAGGGAUAUUGCUCUAGCAGAAGUGGAGAAAGAUAAAAGGUUGUCCUACAUCAAGGCAUGGGAAGAAAGUGAGAAAACCAAAGCAGAGAACAAAGCCCAAAAGAAGCUUUCUACUGUAGCCGCAUGGGAAAAUAGCAAGAAAGCAGCAAUCGAAGCUAAGCUGAAAAAAAUUGAGGAAGAACUGGAGAGAAAGAAAGCAGAAUAUGGGGAGCAAAUGAAGAACAAGAUAGCGUUAGUUCACAAGGAAGCAGAAGAGAAGAGGGCAGUGGUUGAAGCCAAGCGGGGCGAAGAAAUUCUCAAAGCAGAGGAAUUUGCUGCCAAGUACCGCGCAACUGGAACCACUCCAAAGAAGCUCCUUGGCUGCUUUUGAUUCCUUUUUCCUCUUCCACUUUUGUCUGUGGUUUGAUAUUUUAUAGUAAUAAAUGGUAAUUUUGAAUUUUGUGCAUAUGUUUUUUGGGGCUUUAAUUUGUUCUUGAAGUUGUUUUAUGUGUGUAACAAAAAUACAAGGUUCUUGUUUGUACCAUCCGCCUCAUAUAGUGUUCUUUAAUGGAUUUUUACACAACACAAA
Molecule: messenger RNA, 924 nt
Organism: Prosopis cineraria
Lineage: Eukaryota; Viridiplantae; Streptophyta; Magnoliopsida; Fabales; Fabaceae
Exons: 5
Coding region: 187-726 (179 amino acids)
Source: RefSeq, a predicted model, not a curated record